Branchiostoma belcheri (Belcher's lancelet) is the source of this 1663-nucleotide messenger RNA. Its product is annotated as neuronal acetylcholine receptor subunit alpha-10-like. Bases 215 to 1663 code for a protein of 482 amino acids. Gene Ontology annotation, cellular component: postsynaptic membrane; neuron projection; acetylcholine-gated channel complex. Gene Ontology annotation, molecular function: acetylcholine-gated monoatomic cation-selective channel activity; acetylcholine binding; acetylcholine receptor activity. The record is from RefSeq and is a predicted model, not a curated record. Lineage: Eukaryota; Metazoa; Chordata; Leptocardii; Amphioxiformes; Branchiostomatidae. Gene Ontology annotation, biological process: nervous system process; signal transduction; synaptic transmission, cholinergic. The transcript is spliced from 11 exons.
AAAGGUUGACCCCUAAAAACAGCCCCUAUUGGUUGACACUGAGUUGAUCGUUAUCGGAAAACUACAAGAUAUGGGCGUGUUCAUUGGGCAGUGAACGAGCUAUUGUUUGUGACUAUAUCUGUCCACACUGUUUUAGUUGAAGACGCGAACUGACAGAGACAAGACGUACCAGUCUCAUUCCCUGCUCAGAGUUGUGAAGAAAACGUGGCGAAGUAUGAAGACGUCGCUUGUCGUGUUUGUCGCCGUAGCCGUCAUGUUGCAUGUCACAUCGGGCAGCGAAGUGCAGUCGUCCGAGGAGCGGCUGAUCAUGGACCUGCUGGAGGGGUACAACACGGACCGCCGUCCCGUCAGGAACAUGUCAGACCCCGUCAACGUUACCAUUGACGUCGCCGUGGCGGAAUACCUACAUCUGGACGACAGGAAUCAUAUGCUCACAGUCAACCUCUGGAUGAGACUGUUUUGGACCGACCAGUUUUUGCAGUGGGAUCCAUCGAAGUACGACGGGGUUGACUUACUUCGAGUCCAGAGCAGCAACAUUUGGAAUCCGGACAUAGUUUUGUAUAACAGUGUGUUUGAGGAGGGAUAUGGGGAGACUCCCGACUUCAAGGCGACCAUCCGACCGGACGGUUCGGUAGCCUUCCUGUACCCCUUCACGUUCAAGGCCGCCUGUCGGGUCAAUAUCGUGUACUUCCCGGAGGACAGACAAGUCUGCCCGCUCAAGUUCGGCUCCUGGUCGUACGACGGACUUAAACUGGACCUCGUCAAUCGGUUCUCAAAGGGAGACAUAACCAACCUGGCUUCCAGUGAAGAGUGGAUCGUCACUGAUCUCAUGGCAGAGAGACACGUUCAUUACUACAACUGCUGCCCAGAACCCUAUCCUGACGUCACCUUUACCCUAGUGAUGAACCGAAUGCCGUUCUACUACCAGUACUACAUCUUCGUACCUGCCAGUGUGCUCAUGUUAAUCAGUUUGCUGGGUUUCCUGACACCGCCUGAGUCCGGGGAGAGAAUGACGAUGGUUCUGACCGCUCUGCUGGCUAACACGGUCAACAUGGAGGUGGUGGCCGGUCAGCUGCCCAAGACAUCAUCCUACGUGCCUAUUAUUGGAAAGUACUUCGGCGCAGUUUUGUUCGUGAACGCCUUGGCGAUCGCCAUGAACGUGGUGAUCCUGUGUCUCCACUUCGGCAGCUUCCGCGCGCAGCCUCCCCCGGCCUGGCUGAAGAGGCUGCUCCGCAUCGACACGCCGGCCGCAUGGGCAGACUGGUUCUUCUGGAGAUGUUUCCGUCGCCGUACCAUCAGCUUCCCUACUGACGCUUCUGGUGUGAUCCUGAACUCCUGUACCAUGACGGACAUGAUCGGGGACACGGUUCUGUCCGGCCGCAAAGGCAGGCUGACCCGGCCCUACAGCACGUCUGCUAUCGAGUCUACAUCCCUGAAAAAGCCCCUCAGCAACAACAGCGCCGUGGACCCCGUUCUUCGGGCCAAGAUGGACAUCAUCGUCAACAACCUGAAAGCCGCCAGAAUCAGCAGGGAAGAGAAGAAGAGGCACGAUGAGGCCAUGUACGCGUGGAGGGAGGUGGCCUCUCGUAUUGACAGGAUCUUCUUCGCCAUUUUUACUGUGGUCAUGAUCGUUGUGAACGCAGCGGUGUUCAGGCAGAUCUAG